UUAGUUUAAACAGAGCUUUCAGAGAAAGGAAGUGAAUGAAUUUUCCAUGAAUUUUCGUUAUUUAAUUUCCUUGACUCUUCACCGGAGACCUUUCAUCAUGACUUAGUCGUCAUCAUCUUCUUCGUCUUCUUCUCUCUCUAUCUUUUCUUUGUUAUAAAUUGGUUCAUUCCGUGUCCUUUCAAUUCCAGAUUUCAUCACUAAAUUCUUCUUCUCUCUCUCUCUCUACUUAUUUUAAUUUCCGUUCUGAAAUUCUCCAGAAAUGAAGAAAGUGAUUCUGAAAUUAGAUGUUUCUGAUGAAAAAUCAAAGCAAAAAGCUAUGAGCUCUGUUUCUAGUUUAGCAGGAGUGAACUCAAUCUCAAUGGACAUGAAAGAGAAGAAACUGACAGUAACAGGGGAUGUAGAUCCAGUGAUGAUAGUGAGCAAACUGAGGAAAAUUUGUCACACAGUGAUCGUAUCAGUUGGACCAGAGAAAGAAGAAAAGAAACCAGAGCCAAAGAAAGAGGAACCAAAGAAGGAAGAUCCAAAGAAGGCAGCAGAGGAAAAGAAGAAAGAAGAAGAAAAGCUUGCAGAGAUGUUGAAGGCAUGGCAUGCCAGAAAUAACCCCUGUUUUUAUCCACCAGUUUUCUAUCCUCCUAGAAGCAUAAGCAUUGAAGAAGAUCCAAAUGGCUGUGUUAUUUCUUAAAAUCUCUCUCUCUCUACCUCUCUCUGUAUAUGAAUGCCAUUUCAAAUGGAUAUUCCCAAGUUUUCUAGACCUAAGUUUUGAGUUCUUUCCUUCUUUUCCACUCCAAAAUUUUGUGAUUUCAUGAAUGGAAGAUUGAAAUUUGGAUAAGAAAUAAUAUAUUUUUUCGUGUC
Messenger RNA from Cucurbita moschata (crookneck pumpkin), 852 nucleotides. Its product is annotated as heavy metal-associated isoprenylated plant protein 39-like. The record is from RefSeq and is a predicted model, not a curated record. Gene Ontology annotation, molecular function: metal ion binding. The coding region runs from base 260 to 682 and encodes 140 amino acids. The transcript has 3 exons. Lineage: Eukaryota; Viridiplantae; Streptophyta; Magnoliopsida; Cucurbitales; Cucurbitaceae.